GCCAAAGCCCGGGGAGCGCGGAUCGGUCGCCGGUGCCGGUUGUGAUUUGUGUGACACGGCGCGGCGCUGCAGCCAAUGAGCGCGCCGCGUGUGCCAAGCGCAGCCAGAGAGAGGGGGUCCGUGCAGACGCACAGCGCGCACUGGAGGGGAGGAACACACUCUGGUCCUCUCUGCUGCCGGGAGUCUCUUCACAACACGAGGGGAAAACAAACUCUUUGGAUUGACAGAAGGAAGGGAAACGCGUGACUGGAAGGAUAUUAAACAUUUAAUUUUUUUUUUAUAUCUGGAGUUCUUUUAGUUGACUACGCGUUUGCUUUGUUGAUUUAAUGUCAUGCGUCUUUUCUGUCUCUCUUGGACUCAAUGAUUUUGAACGCUGGCGUUUAUGGAGCCUUCAGCUGGGAUGUAGCGGAGGGCAAACCCACCUAAACCCGCCAUUUCGUUCGGUUUUUAAACGCUGCUGCAGGUUUAUGGGAAGUGAAACGCUUCGCUGAAAGUCUGCUGACUUUUAUUCUUCUCUUUUUCUUUUGAUGGUGGGUUGCUUUAUGAUGACCCCCUCCUGGAGGUCAUAGCUGACCCUUCUUUCUUUUUUUUUUUUUUUCCAAACCGCACCACAGCCCCUCUCCCCAAUGAUGACUAUGAGCUCUAUAUCGGACACUUUGGUCCCGACUGAUCCGUCCAAAUCGGCGUUUUUGGAGUUCGCCGGCCACAGUUACCCGGGACACCCCGGACACCAGCAGCCUUCCUCGGGCUUGUCCCACAACCAUUACCCGGUCCACGGCUUGCACGCCGUGGGGGCCUCGCAGCACGAUGUGCCCUUCUCCUCCGGUGCGUCCUCGUACGGACGCCCGUUGGCAUACCCGCCCUACCACAGCUCUGUGAGCGCGCACCACCCGGGGGCUUACCUGCCCUACCAGCACGGGGGUCACGGCGGCGCCCUUGGACACACCAGGCUGGAGGAUGCGGAGCAUGAGAAGCCCACGGCGGUGAUAGAGAACGGGGAGGUGCGGCUCAACGGGAAGGGGAAGAAGAUCCGGAAGCCUCGGACCAUCUACUCCAGCCUGCAGCUUCAGGCGCUCAACCAGCGCUUCCAGCAAACCCAGUACCUCGCCCUGCCCGAGAGGGCCGACCUGGCGGCCAAGCUGGGCCUCACACAGACCCAGGUUAAAAUAUGGUUCCAAAACAAGCGGUCCAAAUACAAGAAAAUCAUGAAGAAUGGGCCCUGUGGACCUGAGGGAGACCACCUCGCCCCUCCAGCGCCGUCCUCGUCUUCUCCGUGCUCCCUGUGGGACAUCGGCAUGGCUGCCAAAGGUGCACCAGUGCACUCAGGAGGAUACAUGAACAAUUUUGGACACUGGUACCCCGGACAUCAGCAGGACUCCAUGCCCAGAACUCAGAUGAUGUGACACACAGGAGGACGCGACACUUCCCAGGACAAAUUGUGGAUUUAUACCGGCAAAUGGGACUGGAGUAGUAUGGGGUCGUGGACGUUAUUUAAGAGUCUGAGCCACUCUGGAGGCAAAAAUAGAAUAAGUGGCAGAUACAAAUUGAAGAUGUAGCAGCUACCAGCAACAAGCUGAAUAAUAUAAAGUGGAAACGGCUACUAAGACUAAAACAAAGUGAAUUUAAGGAAUCGGGAAAUAAGACAUCACGACUGAAAUCAUAAAGAAAGAGCUACAGGUUGGCGCCAACUGUCAUAACACUCAGUAGUAGCAGUGAACUAAAGAAAAGGGAGUUUAGCCAGACUUUACAAAGUUAACACGUCAUCCUUGUCCUUUGUUUCACUGCUUAACCCGUGUGCUUUGCAAUAUCUCAAUUUCCACACAAAUAAAAUAUGUUUUUUUUAUAUAUAUAUGUAAACUUUCUGAGGUCUAUUAUUUCGCUGCUCUGUUACCAAAUCUGAUAUAUUUGUGAUAUUUUUAAACACUAACCCUGGCCACAAGUCACAAUUAAAGGAUAAUGGUAAAAAAAAAUAAAAAAUAAAUAGAUUUACAGUAUAUGAGUUUUAAUUGAAAGAGGAGUAAUUGUGCUUAAAAUAUCUUUUUUUUUUUAUGAAGAUAAUAAACGAAAAUAAAACAGCCUCCCAUGUUAUUAUUUCUGCCUCCAGAGCAGCUCUGCCUGCCAAGACAAUUUUAAAUAAAGGUACAACCAAUUUAAAGUCAAGUCGAAGGUAAUUCCAGCCCUGCAUCUCCUAUUCUGGACAUUUCGCAAGGCGUUUUCAGCGAUUCACUUAAAAUAAGGCAGAUACUCAUGUUCUUAAAAAAAAAAAUAAAAUAAAAUAAAAAAAAAGUUUCUUCAGGGCUUCCUCAUAAUUGUAUUUUAACUGUAACGAUUCAGUGAAUCCUCUGGUUUUCUAAUGUUCAAAGACGGAUCAGAUUAAAGAACUGAAGAAGAGAAAGUUUU
Messenger RNA from Mugil cephalus (flathead mullet), 2400 nucleotides. Its product is annotated as homeobox protein Dlx4a-like. The transcript is spliced from 3 exons. Gene Ontology annotation, molecular function: DNA-binding transcription factor activity, RNA polymerase II-specific; RNA polymerase II cis-regulatory region sequence-specific DNA binding. Gene Ontology annotation, biological process: negative regulation of transcription by RNA polymerase II; cell differentiation; embryo development. The record is from RefSeq and is a predicted model, not a curated record. Bases 627 to 1403 code for a protein of 258 amino acids. NCBI's taxonomy places the organism in Eukaryota, Metazoa, Chordata, Actinopteri, Mugiliformes, Mugilidae.